Messenger RNA from Spathaspora passalidarum NRRL Y-27907, 1584 nucleotides. RefSeq names its product oxygen-dependent protoporphyrinogen oxidase (gene HEM14). The transcript has a single exon. Gene Ontology annotation, molecular function: protoporphyrinogen oxidase activity, oxygen as acceptor. NCBI's taxonomy places the organism in Eukaryota, Fungi, Ascomycota, Pichiomycetes, Serinales, Debaryomycetaceae. The record is from RefSeq and is a predicted model, not a curated record. Gene Ontology annotation, biological process: heme biosynthetic process. Gene Ontology annotation, cellular component: mitochondrial inner membrane. Bases 1 to 1584 code for a protein of 527 amino acids.
AUGUCUUCGUUAUUACCGGCCAAUUCAAAAGUAGCAGUUCUAGGAGCAGGUAUCCUGGGCUUGUCAUUCACUUAUUUCCUCAGCAAGCUCCGUCCUGAUUUGCAAUUCCACGUAUUUGAAAAAUCAAGCAGGCCAGCUGGAUGGAUCAACUCAUCUUACUUGCACGUUGACUCCUCGGGCCAAGACAUAGUACUUGAAAAAGGACCACGAACAUUGCGUGGGAUCAAGGACGGUACGCUUAUCAUUCUUGAUAUCCUUCGUGAAUUGGGAUUACUGGAUGAGAUUCAAGUCGUGCACGCCAAUUCGCCGGCUAAUAAAAAGUACAUUAUGAACCAAGCCGGUGAGGUUGUGCAGGUUCCUAACUCGAUAAGUACCUUGUUCAAGUUCUUGACGAAGGUCAAUGUGGUUGAUCCCAGUUUGGUAUGGGGUAUUCUUAAAGAACCGUUUGUGAAGCCAAACCUUGAAGAUGAGACUGUGGAACAGUUUAUAAAGAGGCGGUUUGGCAGUGAUGUGCUAACGGACAAUGUCGUGAGUGCCAUUUUCCAUGGUAUAUAUGCCGGGGAUGUUGGAAAACUAAGUGUUAGUACUGUUCUCCCCCAAUUGAAAGAUAUGGAAAGAGAAUCAGGAUCAAUUAUAAGACAUAUAUUGAAACUAAUGAGAGCCAAGAAGAAGGAAACAGGGUUAUCAUCUAAUUUACAAACUUAUGAAAGCUUAAUAUCACCCAAUGCAAACUUUGUUGGAUUGAAAACCCAAGCAAAAAAUUGUCCAAUGGUUUCAUUACAACAUGGUUUGGAAGUAUUGCCUCAUCAACUAACUGAAUACUUGGCUAAACGUGAUAACAUAACUUUCCACUACAAUACACCUAUAACUGAAUUAGAUCCGGUAAAGGGAACAGUCAAUGGAGAAAAGUUCAACCACAUUCGGUCAACUAUAAACGUGAAUCUGGUUGCCAAGGCAUUACCCAGCACCAAUUCACUUGUUCCUCAUUUGAAAUCUGUUAAUUAUGGUACUGUAUUCUUAUGUAACAUUUACACUAAAGGAUCCAACAAGUUGAUCCCGGCUGACAAAAGCGGGUUUGGGUUCUUAGUUCCAAGAUUUAGAAAUGUCCAUUCAAACCCACAGGCUCUUUUAGGGGUGAUUUUCGAUUCUGAAGUGGAAAAAAAUGCCGUUGGAUUGUUUAACAAAAUUGACAAGAAGGAAUUAGAUUAUGAUAAGAUUACAAUUAUGAUGGGAGGGCACUAUUAUUCACAAUGGGGGAUGCCUUCUCAAUCUAUAAACAUAAAGAUUGUUAAACAAGUUCUUGAAGCUCAAUUGAAGGUUGACUUGUCUAAAUUUAACAUUAGGGUUGUCGAUGGAGACACUGUUGAAGAUGUCAAGGAUAAUGACUUAAUUAUUUCGUGUAAUUAUCACAGAGACGCUAUUCCACAGUAUGAAGUUGGGUAUGUGGAGACUCAUCGUGAAGUGGAUCAAAUCGUCAAGGAUGGCCAAUACCUUCUUUCCUUUGGCGGGACUGUAUUUGGUGAUGGAUUGGGUGUGCCUGACUGUGUCAUCAAUGCAUUCAAAGAUGCUUUAAAAUUACGUUAA